Molecule: messenger RNA, 896 nt
Organism: Numida meleagris (helmeted guineafowl)
Lineage: Eukaryota; Metazoa; Chordata; Aves; Galliformes; Numididae
Gene: ATP6V1G3
Product: ATPase H+ transporting V1 subunit G3
Exons: 3
Coding region: 115-471 (118 amino acids)
Biological process (GO): proton transmembrane transport
Cellular component (GO): vacuolar proton-transporting V-type ATPase complex
Molecular function (GO): proton-transporting ATPase activity, rotational mechanism
Source: RefSeq, a predicted model, not a curated record
UGGAAGGCUGCUGUAAUAACUGACAGACCGAAAAGCACAGGGAAGGGCUUGGCAGCUGUAUAAAGCUCACUCUGCCCUGAGCCCUGCAGAAGUACACCAGCCUCGGCCACCACCAUGACCAGCCAGUCCCAAGGAAUCCAGCAGCUUUUGCAGGCAGAAAAACGUGCCAAGGACAAGCUGGAGGAAGCCAAAAAGAGAAAGGGAAAGAGACUGAAGCAGGCCAAAGAAGAAGCCAUAGCUGAGAUAGACCAUUACCGGUUGCAGAGGGAGAAGGAAUUCAGGAACAAGCAAAUGAACGUAAUGGGCUCCCAAGGUAACCUCUCUGCUCAAAUAGAAGAGCAAACAACAGAAACCGUCCGAAACCUCACCAGCAGCUACCAGAAGAACAAGGAGAGCAUGAUGAAAAAGCUUUUGAACAUGAUAUAUGAUGUCAAGCCCGAAGUCCACCCCAACUUCAGAUAUGCAGCUUAAGACCAACUAUAUCUAGGGAAGGAUGGUUGUAAAAAGUAGCCUUGUUUCUUCAUAACCACAGAUAUUUCCUCCUUUAUUGUUUCUGAAUGUGUGAGAGAGAACACUAAAGCCAAGAGUGCACAGUUCCACAAAGGUUUCUGAUGUGACAAGAACUAUGCAGGGUUUCACAAGCGUUUGUUGGAAUAGUGUUCCCUGUUGGUAGCCAAGCCCCUGUCAUUUGAAGCGGUGCAAGUCAAUAACUGCAGAAGAAAUGAUUAUUUGACACCAGCAGCUUUUCAGUGGAAGUCUCUUUUUUCAUAUAAAAUGCUCUGUACUAGAUAGGUUGUUGCAUAAUGUCUGUUUAUCCCAAUCUUUAGUGUACUUCACGUCAUGUGAAAUAGAAUAUCACAAAAAAUAAAAAGCAUUUCUAUUUAGCCUGUAACAUA